Messenger RNA from Staurois parvus, 780 nucleotides. The record is from the annotation of a GenBank genome assembly. Lineage: Eukaryota; Metazoa; Chordata; Amphibia; Anura; Ranidae.
UGUAGGGUAACGGAGAGUAAACAUCCUGAGUUCCCAGUGGGAGGAUACCAUGUUGUAUUUGCUGGCUGGACAACGCACUUUAUAUCUGAUGGCCAAGGGCUACGUGCAUUACUCUCCUGGCCUGAAUCUCUGCCGAAAUCACUAGCACUUGGAGCCAUAGGCAUGCCUGGUCUGGCAGCAUACUUCGGCUUGCUGGAAAUCUGCAGUCUCAAGGAAGGAGACGUGGUUCUUGUUAACUGUGCUGCUGGUGCUGUAGGUUCUGUAGUGGGACAGAUUGCAAAGAUCAAGGGCUGUAAAGUAGUCGGAUCUGCUGGCUCAGAUGAAAAAGUUGUGUAUUUAAAAGAAAUCGGUUUUGAUGAAGCUUUCAACUAUAAGACUGUGAACUCUCUGGAAGAAGCACUGAGGGCAACAUCUCCAGAGGGAUACACCUGUUACUUUGAGAAUGUUGGAGGUAAAUUUGCAGAUGCUGCCUUGCAACAAAUGAGAGAUUUUGGAAGAAUUGCUGUAUGUGGUGCCAUCUCUAUGUACAAUGACGCAGUGCCUCCUUCAGGACCUUCUAUACAUCCAACUAUCCUGCUUAAACAACUCCGAAUGGAAGGAUUCAUUGUGACACGCUGGAAGAAUAGAUUUGAGGAAGGCGAGAAGCAGCUACUGCAGUGGGUUUUAGAGGGCAAAUUGAAAUAUCAUGAGCACAUCACCAAUGGAUUUGAGAACAUGCCAGCAGCAUUCAUGGGAAUGCUCAAGGGAGAGAACAUUGGGAAAGCCAUUAUCAAAGUGUAG